Messenger RNA from Strongylocentrotus purpuratus (purple sea urchin), 4826 nucleotides. Its product is annotated as leucine-rich repeat-containing G-protein coupled receptor 6-like. The record is from RefSeq and is a predicted model, not a curated record. Gene Ontology annotation, molecular function: protein binding. NCBI's taxonomy places the organism in Eukaryota, Metazoa, Echinodermata, Echinoidea, Camarodonta, Strongylocentrotidae.
AUGAGUUUGGCAUACAACAAACUGCCUGAUGCACCAAAGGUUCCCUUCAAAAUAUGGAACCUUAAUCUUGAAGGAAACGCUGUUACUGAUCUGUCCAAUGCAGUGUUUACAUAUCCUAAAGUGAUUUUAGAGCUGAAUAUUGAUAAAAAUAACGUAGAGUACCUGGACAAGUUGCAGAAGAUGGACAAUCUUAUGAUACUUUCCCUGGAAUCCAAUGGAAUUCGAAGCAUUGCUGACACCAUAUUUGCCUACCUUCCUUCACUUGAAAGAAUUAACCUGGCAAGAAAUAAAAUUGUUGAUGUCUCACCCUUCAGAAACAUGUCAUAUAUUACAGAGAUUAUACUGACAGAAAACAAUAUAAGACAUAUCCGUCACCCAGCUUUUACUAACAUUCCAAAUAUAGCUUUCAUUGAUCUAAAGGAUAAUGAAAUUGUUUGUUAUAUACCUCACUCUGACUUCAGUGUACCAUCGAGCCUUCUUCUUGGCAGCAACAAAAUUUCAGUUAUAAACAUGAAUCCUGCAGGGAACUAUUCAAAUGUAGUAAUUCUAAAUAUCAACAACAACCAUCUUGGUAACUUUUCUAUUCAUCCGUUUCCUGGUUUAUCUAGUCUUCAUGCUUCAAACAAUUUCAUUAAAGAUGUGAUAUCUCUCAAGUAUGAACAUCGUUUUCUAACAUACAUCAACUUGUGCUAUAACCAAAUCGGGAAUGUGAAAAACUUUGAAAACCUACCUGCCCUAAAGUGGCUGGUUCUCUGUCAUAACUCCAUCAAAACCUUGGAUGAUAACAGCCUCAUUGGCUUGUUUAGUCUGCUUACCCUUGACCUAAGCUACAAUAAGUUGUCAGAACUCCUAAACUUCACAGCUUUGCCUGCUCUGAGCCGUCUUGAUUUAUCAGGCAACAUCAUUCACGUGAUAGGAAAUGCAACCUUUGACCACCUACCAAGGCUUGUUACUCUAAACCUUAGCCAAAAUCAAAUCUCAAAACUUGGUUUUCUCAGUUCAAUGCCAUCACUUGAAACUCUAUCUUUAAGUCACAACCAGCUGAGGACCAUCCACCCCCAUGACUUCUCUAAUCUAAAUAAUAUUAGAGCUCUAAACUUGUCUCGCAAUAGAAUCAGGAGUGUCAAUAAAGAUUCUUUUGGAGAACUUCAACAGCUCUGGGUACUGGAUCUGAGUUACAACCAAAUUGUGUCUUUCGAAUUCAGCGCCCUCGAACAUCAGAAUAACUUGGCAACUCUACAUCUUGCAGGCAAUCUACUGACAACUCUUGAUAUUAUUUUUUUGUCCUUCUCUUUGAAGUCAAUAGUAAUAAAUUUACAAGAUAAUCCUUGGUUAUGUGAUUGUGACCUGAUCAUGGCUGCCCGUAUGCUGGAGUCCUGGAUGGAUGAUCCUGUUGUUUGCAAUCAACCUGCUGGUUAUUACAACUCUAGUUUAGUUGAACUGGCCAUGUCCAACCACUUCACAUGUCUGCCUCAACUGUGUUCUCAGCCACUGCAGACACUGUUGACAUUCAUUGGUGAUCAGUCAGUCGAGAUACCUUGCCCAAUCAUCACCUCAAAUCUGUCGGUCAUCAUUCACUGGUCAUUUACCUCUCAUAGGCAACAACUGCCCUCUAUUGGUAGUGAACUGCCAGACGGUGUUUCUGUCCUUUCUCACAAUGCCCUCUUUAUUGAACAUGUCGGCCUGAACCUGACAGGGACCUAUACCUGUUGGAGUGAGAAUGGGGCUGGGCGAACAAAAUUCAUGGUGAACUUGCUUGUAGAGGAACGAUCAGGGAUGGUUCAGAAACUUAUGGAGGAUAGUACGUUGACAGUGUUGGCCAAGAAUUGGAAGGAAACGCUCUCCUGUGGUAACUCUGGAAGCCGUAAUAUUGAUAGAUCUAUUACAAGAAUGAUAUUGUCUGUUUUAGUAGCUUUGUACAAAUAUUUUGUUCACUUGUUACAAACAAUUGUAUUUUUAAAGUACGAAUUCAAACAGACAAACAUUACGGGAGAAAAACAUUAAUGAAAAUGGUCAAAGGUCUUUAUCUUGUUCCAGCUAAAGCUAGUGUACGGUAUACAUCCUUUCAGCUAGCUGUGUUUUAGUGUUGAGAAAAAAAUUCUUGUUUGGAAAGGAAAUAGUAGCAACCACGGUAGAUCCAUGAUUGUGUUCCACCACUCGCGCGAUAUGAAUCUAGCUACAUUGUAAAAUUGUAGGUAACUAGCUAGCUGCGCACUGCACGGUCUGCCGAAUCCAAAAUCAAAGCGAGUGCCAGUAACUAACAAGCGAUUGCCUAAUAAUUCUUCACUUCCGGCCGAGGCUGGCCACGGUAAGUGAAUUUCACCAGCAGUAUGAAUGGCACAUGUGGAAAAGCGGCGUUUUCACCUUUGUUUAUAUAAGUCAAAUUCUAUCAGUAUUUUCAUCUGUCUGACUCCGAUGGAAGGACCAUGAAAGGGUAUAGGAGAGUCACAUGACCAAAACUUGGAAUGAUUCCCCAGUGUUUUUUAAAGCGAGCAUUUAUACUGCAAAAAGCCAAAAGAGGUGGAUUUUCUGCUGGCUUUUCAAAGAACUGAACUCAGAGUUGAGUUUUUUAUUUAAGUUUUUAGUUGUGUUAAUUGGUAGUUAUCUUGCAACUCCAACAUGACUCCGGAAUGUGAGAAAACUGAUGUUUUUUGCUUGCAGUGUAAGUGACCAUAAUGAAAUGUCGCAGCAAAAUCCAAACAUGAUUUAUCUAGGGAGUCUAGGCAAUAUAAUAAGGUCAAGAAAUUGCCCUGAAGUUUAGUUGAUUUCAUGAAGGUCUAUACGAACAUAUAUUUUUAACCCUUUUAAUAUAUGAAGGGAAAGAUAAAGGCCCAAAUUCACAAAAGAGGUUUAAAUUUAACCCAUGGUUUAAACCAGGCCUUCUCAACUGAUGGCCCGCGCCACUUGUGGCGCUUGCAGUCAGUCCGAGUGGCGCGUGGCUGUUCCAAAAAAUAAAUAAGAAAUAAAUAAAAAUUAAAGAAAGAAAAAAUUUUAAAACUCAGCAGAUUAAAAAGUCGCAGUCAAAGUUGAGCCCAAAAUGUAAGCAAGCCAAUUUGUUUGUUUGAUUUUCACUUGAUUUUGACAUUUUCCGUGUUUAUUGCACCAAAAUAACUACAUAUACAUUUACUUCCAGUGUAGAUUUUGAAUUGGGAAUUGUACUUAUUAUUUCACAUCAAUAUGAAAUUAUGAUUGAUAUUUUAUGGAAUAAAAAGGUGUUGAAAAUGCCACAUGUGGGCCUUUAAAAAGCCCUAAAAUCCACUAGCUUCCGGGGGCUUUGCCCCCUGGACCCCACCCAGUAUCUCGCAACACAGUCACCAAACAUACAGGUUGGCACUUCAACCACAAUACAUUUUUGUUUUGGCACUUCUAAUAAACUAGUUGAGAAGGCCUGGUUUAAACCCUCAUUUACAUAACCCAUGGUUUAAAAAUUAGCGCAGAAUAAGCGUCCCGUGCCUUGCGCGCGUCUAAUAUUGGACCUCCUGACUGUGUUGUGCUUAUUUUGCGCUAAUUUCAAACCAUGGGUUAUGGAAAUGCGGGUUUAAACCAUGGGCUAAAUGUAAAUCUCCUUUGUGAAUUCGGGCCAUAUGGAGUAUAUGAAACUAGAAUUGCAAUCGUGAUCAGCGAUAUGGGUGCAAUGACGUCCGUGUUUCUACGUGUCAAACAAAAGAUCUGUAAGAUCUGCAAUCUGUAAGAAGUCUGUAGCUUCUGUGCUAGUGGAGAUAGGUAGGGCAAAAGAAAGGCCUCAAAAACAACCCGAAACAGACGAAAUGGUGCCUUGACGGUCACGCAUGAGUGAUUCAGGAAAACAAAGAUUUCAGUGACCUUGAUGGGAUGCUAGAGACUAAGCCUAAGAAGUUUUAAAGGAUUUGGGAUAGACGAAGGGACCUAGAAAGGGCUCGCAAACACUGCGUGCAAAACGAAUGGGAUUGAGGUAAAUGAAGAACAUAUGUGAUGACGCGUUCUGUGGCACUAACAGCCGUCAAUACUAACAAAAUACUGCAGAGUAUAAAAUGGGGUCUAAAAUGGCCCCCUUGACAGAUUUUGAAAAUGUGGCACCAAGGUGCACUGCGUAUUUCAUCUCAGAAUGUCACUUCAAAAUUUCAAGGAGAGAAAAGCACGGGAAGGGGGUGAAAAAGCAGUCUGAAAAAAUGACGACAUAGCCGUGUUAUAACUUGGCGGAAACUCAGCAGAAUUUGUAUAGUGUCCCUUGUUCAAACGCGAUUUACUCAAAUAUUUCUGUAGUAACAUAUGACGUUUUUGGUAUCAUUCGGAAGAGCACUUCGUUUCGGUAAGUUUGACACAAUUGUCAUCUACGAGCAUUGUACUGCACGCAUUAAACGGGCUGUUAUGUAAUGCAUAGUAAAUUCAUCAUUUUGGGCAACAACUUUGCGCUGACGUCAUCAAAUUUUACCAAACUUGGCAGAAAGUUCUCACGUACUUGGUUUACAUGUGUGUGCCAAGUUCCAUUGACGUAGGUAUAAGGAUUGUCAUUUUAGAGCAAUUUGAAGUUAUAUCACAAUUUUUUUUUUUAAAUAGCAAAUUUGGAGGGGAAUUUUCUCAAGUUUGGUCAGUAUUAGGGUAUAUAAUUUUGCAUUUGGCUGGAAAGGGCAUAUCUUGAAGUAUCAAAAUCCAAGAAAGGGUAUGGGUUUAGCCAGAAACAAUGGAGAUACGGCCACAGAAAAAAGUCAAUUCCCAGAACUUUAGAGGGCGCUAUUUAUUUAGCCAUUGGAGCGUAAAAUUAGGCAUGACUAUGUGCAGUUAUAAGAUAAAGAUACCGUGAGAUUUAAAAACAAAACAGAAUUUAUAUCACAAAGUUAUGGCAGUUU